UCGUUCAGCCCCACCUCCAGGCUAUCAGAGCCUUGUGGUCGUCCGCUUCUUCUCCUUCGAAAAGAUGGCGAACACCGUCCAGUUCUCCCACUCGCUGCAGGGCCAGGCAGGCUUGCCGAAUUACCAGCAGCUGAAGGAGGACCAUGAUAUGACAGUCCUCGAGGCUCACGGGGUGCCGGCUGGGGCUACCGUGAUCCGCAUGCACUCGCCGGAGGUCUAUACAACACCGCCCAGCGACCAUAUCAUUUGGUCCCUCUGCACCACCUUAUACUGCAACGUUUUCUGCCUUGGGUUUUUGGCCUUGCUUUUUUCCGUUAAGUCCAGAGAUCGCAAAGUGAUUGGGGACUACAAUAGUGCUGCCAGCUACGGAUCUACUGCCAAGUGCCUGAACCUUAUUGCCCUCCUGCUGAACAUCCUGGUUGUUGUUGCUAUCAUCGUCAUUAUUGUACUAUUGUACUCUGGUGUCCAACCUCACUGAAACAUGCACUAGCGUAAUUUCCUUUUGAAAACUACCCACCUUCUGUCCUUGAUACAAGAGCUUCUGCUCCUAUAUCUUGGUGGUUGACCUUCUCCCUUCACCCCUAAUCCUAAUGUGUUGUCGUCCUGAAAACAGCCCUUGCUUUGAGAAACUAGUAAUGUACAGCAAUUGAAACAAUGGCUCUCUUGCCAUUGCCAAGUUGGAAGUGGCCAAGGGUCCACCUCAAGAGCUGGAAUGUAUAAUUGAAUUACUUAUAUGUGAUUUCAGGCUGUUUCUUAAAUAUUACACAUGGCUUUGCUGCCUCUUUGGCAUUCCUAGCUUAUUUUUCUACUGGUUAUUCUCAGGUAGCCUUUUCUUCUAUUGAAUGUUACUGAUCUGGAGGGACCAUGGUGUAACCUGAGGGAAAGCAUCACUCUGUGCUGUUUUUUUGUACUGUUCUAUGA
This is a messenger RNA of Pseudonaja textilis, 921 nucleotides long. Its product is annotated as interferon-induced transmembrane protein 3-like. Gene Ontology annotation, biological process: negative regulation of viral genome replication; response to interferon-beta; defense response to virus. Gene Ontology annotation, cellular component: plasma membrane. The record is from RefSeq and is a predicted model, not a curated record. Lineage: Eukaryota; Metazoa; Chordata; Lepidosauria; Squamata; Elapidae.